GCAUGUCGCCAUAGAGAAGGUUUCGUCGUGAGAAAUCGUGCUCAAAUAUCGCCAAAUUUGGUCUAACGACCACGUUUGGGGCCAUUCCGAGGAAAACCGAGUAUACCUUGUGCUACCAAGCACACUUUGAGCCUAUCAAAGGCUCAUAUUUGCGCAUUUUCACCUUCACAAUCCAAAACCAAAAAUCUGCAGGAAUCCAAAGUUUUUGGUUUCUUCAUUUUUUAUUCCAACAUGGAGUGCUGAAUUAGCUUCGCCAUGUCUCAUCAAUUGAACCGUCAAGUUUUAUCUCCAUUUGGAGUGGCUGUGCGUGCAGUUGACUCGUUGUUUACCGCAUCCUGUGUGGAUGUUAGAGGAGAAAGAGAUGGACAAGAGUGUUAUCACAAAUCGUUCUGCUUCGGCUGCAGCCAAGAAUCCGUCCGAGCCAAGUAAAAAAGAUAAUGGCCGCGGUAAUGGAAGUGGACAAGGGUAUAACAAGAAAAGAGAUGUGCAAUUUUCUAAGGGGGCUCAGGACCCCAGUCCCCAGCGCAGAUCCAAUCCACAAAGGUCUAAGGGUUUUGCUGAUAAGAGGCCACGUAACCAUAACAACUGGUCAGGCAGACGUGAUGAGGUGACAAAGGCUCAGAGUGCAGAGUUUGGUUCUGCGCUCACUCACGGACCCAAGAAGAUGAAUCUGACCCAUUUGAUAAACUUCACCAUGGCCCCUAGGGAUGGUGCGUCAGACUACACAACACCUGGAGGGUGGAGGGGUAGGAAUAAGUGGACUCAACGCUACCCUCGGUACAACAAAGAACAGUUCCUUCAGGCCAAUUGUCAGUUUGUGGUGAAGGCUGGCUGUGAUUAUUCCAUACAGUGUAAAAAUGCAGACAAGCUGGUAGAUUGGGAUCUCAUUGAACAAGUGAGGAUUCUUGGUCAGGAGGUUCCAUCAUGCCCCAUCUGUCUCUACCCACCAACAGCAGCUAAAAUUACACGCUGUGGUCACAUCUACUGUUGGACAUGUGUACUGCACUAUCUUGCUUUGGGUGACAGGACCUGGAGAAAAUGCCCUAUCUGCUAUGAAGCGGUGCAUGAGAAAGAUCUGAAAAGUGUUAUUGCCAAGGCAACCCAUGGAUACAGCCAGGGUGAUGAGAUAACCUUCCGUCUGAUGAAACGAGAGAAAGGCUCUGUUGUCACUCAGCCUCAUACUACCAGGGAGUAUGGGAAACUCUUUACCAUAGAAGAUGACCCAAGCAGCACGUGUAUGGUUAAGCUGCUGCUAGCGACCCCUGAGCAAGUCAAAGAGAUGAUUAUCGAACCAGAGAGGGCUGCCUUAUUGACUCAAAUUCAGGAGAACGAUGGGGAUUUAGAGGACAGCUUCCCUUUAGCAGCUCUGGAAAUGAUCAAGGAAAGAGAACAAAGCAUUCAUAAUGUGAAGAAAAUUCAGAAACUAUCCUCUGCUGUUGUAGGAUUGAACCUACAAGAUGAUCAAGAGCAAGAAAAGCAUCAUGAAGAAGCAUACUCUGGUCUAUCACCUCCUUGUAAUAAUUACAAGCACUACUCUUCAGCCUUCUCUGACGAAGAGCAUGAUCCUGAAGAACACAAUGCUGGCCGUCACAGUCCGAUUCUAGAAGGCUUCACCAUCGAAGAACCUUUCCAAGACUACUCCACAUCUCGCAACGCUAAAGGGACACCGAGCAAGAUGGAGCACCAGUUGCCGUCUGUUGGUGGAUCAGAUGCAGCGGGGACGCCGGUCCAAGCAGAAGGCCAGUUGCAAGACAGUACUGAUGAGAGCGUUGUCAAGGGCGUGGUCGAGGGCGUGGUCGAGGGAGUGUCCAAGGAUGAUGAAGAGGUGGGAAGAGAAAGUCCCGUCCCGACUAGACAGAGGCGCGAGCAACUAGAGGGGGCGUCAGCUUCGGCAGAACGGAGUGAAGGCAAGGGACAUGUAUACUACUUCUAUCAAGCGGUGGACGGCCAACAUUUGUAUCUACAGUCACUGAAUGUAAGCUGUUUGAUUAGGGAGUAUGGAAGCUUUGCUCAGUGCCCGGAGACCAUCACUGCUAAAGUAGUUGAGAUUGAACACAUGUCAAUGAAUGAGGCUCUUCGUCAUCGUUUGCGUUAUUUGUUCCAUCUACCUCUGACUUGUGAGUUUGGAAUCUGUGAGCUGGAAUUCAAACCUCCAGUGGUGUCCAGGGAAACCAUACAACACUUUGCUGGUGAUUUUCAGAAGAGAAAAAAGGCGCGGGAAAGGAAAGUCCGCAACGAGAAGAAACAGGAACGCAAGAUGCAAAUUCGAGAGAACAAGAAGAAUGGAAAGUAUCCGACACCCAAGUUUUCCUUGCAGAGUAAUACUCAGUUCCCCACCUUUGGGUUAGACUCUAUGCCGGCCGAUGUUUCUCACGCUGUGUCAUCAGAAAGGUCAUCUGCCGUUGCAUCACCAGAGUCCACUGUGUCCUCCUUGGGGUCACCAACUGAGCUUAGCCAGGAAGAGGCUGGAUAUGGAGCAGGUAGUCAGUAUGGGCAUGAUGUUGAUAGCACCGGUGGGCCAUCACCGAUUGUUGGAAGCUGGGCUUCAACUGCCAGCAUGGAGGAGUCUGGUGCCUCUUUACGAUCAUUUGCACAGAUGCUUCGUGAAGGGAAAACAAAGCCAGAGACCAGCAGCUGGCCUAAGAUUGUCAAAGCAGGCAGUGGAGGGACGGAGAAAACUCUGGAUGAAUGGAAGAUUCGUAAACCGUCUGUCACAGGGCCUGACGGAAGUGAUGAUAGCUCCAAUGAAGACUACGCCCCAGUACCACAGUACAAAGAUGCCUUCAGUGAUGCUAUACAAGCUGCAUUAGACAAAGCUGCUAUGGAGGCUGCUUCCCGUAAGACAGAUGAUGACAUAACUUCAUCUCCUGGUUCCGGAAAGAGGGGCAAGAAAGGCAAGAAGAAACAUCAGCUGCUUUUCUCAACCGCUGGACCUAGGUUCAAAUAACCACCGUGGAUUUAAAUUGUAAUCCACAUCAAAUGACAAUUAUGUCCACUUUUAUAGAGCUGCUUAUUAAGCACAAAAAGUUGCUCAGCACAACAAAAUUAUGCUUACCAGAGUAAGGUUACCAGCCGAACUACCAUGCCACAAGUACAAUUCAUGACUGGUAUCUUGAUCAUUUUACUUAGCAAAAAAUUAUAUGGAAAGGUUUGCAGUAACACCAUGUAAUGAUUAUCUCUAAAUGAGUUGGGGUGGGUUCUGAAAAAAAUCUGUUGGUUUCAGUCAGUAUGCUCUGAUCGUCUUCUUGAAAAAAUUUUUUGUUAAGGACUAUUCUCUGCUGAAGCAGCUCUAUGAAAUUGGACCGUGGACAUUGGUCUGUGUAUUUGACCACCUGAGGGCGCUGCAAUGAACUUCCAUAGACCUUUUCGCAAAUACCCAUUGCACAAUCGCUGACUGUUGAAUGAGGUGCCUGCUGGUCUAGCUAUGGAUCAAACUUGAUCGCUAGCUAGACCACCUUACACACGCACGUACCAAGUAUUUGUGAUAAGGUCUAUUGGGUAACAGAUUCCCCUUUAAGUAGGAUUUGAAACUUUGCAUAGUGGAGAUAAGAUAUAGAAG
Messenger RNA from Asterias rubens (European starfish), 3559 nucleotides. Its product is annotated as RING finger protein 10-like. The transcript has 21 exons. Gene Ontology annotation, molecular function: transcription cis-regulatory region binding; metal ion binding. NCBI's taxonomy places the organism in Eukaryota, Metazoa, Echinodermata, Asteroidea, Forcipulatida, Asteriidae. Gene Ontology annotation, biological process: positive regulation of transcription by RNA polymerase II. The record is from RefSeq and is a predicted model, not a curated record. The coding region runs from base 344 to 2947 and encodes 867 amino acids.